This is a messenger RNA of Culicoides brevitarsis, 1248 nucleotides long. Its product is annotated as brachyurin-like. The record is from RefSeq and is a predicted model, not a curated record. Gene Ontology annotation, biological process: proteolysis. The coding region runs from base 291 to 1184 and encodes 297 amino acids. Lineage: Eukaryota; Metazoa; Arthropoda; Insecta; Diptera; Ceratopogonidae. The transcript has 4 exons. Gene Ontology annotation, molecular function: serine-type endopeptidase activity.
AUUAGGUAAAAUGUGUGUUUAUAUUUUUGUUUUAUUCAUUUAUUUUUGCAAAAUUAAAUAAAAUGUCACUUUUAUGAAAAAAAAUUUUGUCAUAGUUAUAAACUUCCGCUCCUAAUCGUCGGCAAUUUAAUACGAAUCAUGUUUAAUAGACUGCAAGAUAAAAACAACAAUGGGCUUCCUAUCGAUGGUUAGAUGUUCGAACCUUGAUAAACUUUAAUCUUAAGCAAAAUCAUGCCUAUAAAUAUCGCACAUUUUUUUCUUGCCAUUAUUGGUAAUCAUCACUUGUCAGGAUGAAGUUAUUGGUAUUUACAGUAUUCGCCUUUUUGGCUGUGGCUAAUGCCCGCAUCAAUUUUGACGAAGUUCGUCCAAUUGAGGAGAAACUUUUGCAAAAUCCUGAAAAAUAUCCAUUGUGGGCUGCUUGGUAUAACGUUCAUGGACGCACAAGCGGAGGCCGUAUUGUUGGAGGAGAAAUCGCCAGAGAAGGCCAAUUUCCCUAUCAAUGUGCUCAAUUUAUUUCAACUUCUGGCGGUACCUUUUUCUGUGGAUGUUCAAUCAUUGGAGAAAAAACUAUUUUAACGGCAGCUCACUGUGUGGAUGAAGCAAAAUCUGUUCAACUUAUUUUAGGUGCACAAAAUAUUCGUCAAAACGAGCCAGAACAGGUUGUUAUUGAUGUGCCAGCAAGCCAAAUUACAGUUCACGAGAACUGGGAUACCCGAAAAAUCCUCAAUGAUGUCGCUGUAAUCAAUCUAGUAGAACCCAUUAAAUUCAAUGAUCGCAUUCAAAAAAUUAACCUUCCUUCAUGGUCGGAAGAGACAAAUCUCUUUGUUGGUGAAGCCUGUACCACAAGUGGCUGGGGCAAGCCAUUCGACAUUUCCACCGGAAUUUCGGACCAAUUACGUUUCGUUCAGACAUCGAUUAUCACAAAUAACGAAUGCGCCAAUGUCUUUGGAAGCACCGUGACGAAAGGAAACAUCUGUGCCACAGGCAAUGGAGGAAAGAGUUCUUGCAAUGGUGAUUCAGGAGGUCCAAUGACCGUCCAAACGAACAACGGAUUGAAACAAGUUGGUGUUGUGUCCUUUGGAGCAGCUGCGGGAUGCGAGCGUGGAUAUCCACAUGCCUACACUCGUAUUACAGAAUUCUUGGUAUGGAUUCAAAACCACUCUGAAAUCGUGAUUGAAGCCUAAAAAGUGUGUGUUUUUAAUGAAAUUGAAAAAAUAAUUUUCAAAUUAUUUAACACGAAUUUUUAUU